GCGCCGCUUCCGGUGCGGGCCCCGCCCCGGCUGUGGCCCCCGGCUGCGGAGGAGUGCGAGACGCAGCUGCUGCGGCGGGGCCUGAGUGGCUGCUUUCACCCCCCCCCCCCGGUCGGACCCGGAGAGCUGCGCACAGGUUCAGACCCAGUGUGCCCACUGGGCUGUGCCCAGGUUCAGAGCCAUGCCAAUCGGUGGGUGAAACUCGAGGCAGUGAUGGAGCCACUGCAGCAACAGAAGCAGCCACCACCACCGCCACCGCCACAGCCACCACACCUGGCUCCUCUGCAGAUGGAUGCCAGGGAGAAGCAGGGACAACAGAUGAGGGAAGCCCCAUUCUUAUAUGCCCAGAAGUUGGUCACGCAGCAGACUCUCCUUUCUGCCACCCCUGGGAGGUCUUCUGGCAGCCCUGCCCUGGGGCCCUUAGCCAGAGUUCCACCAGCCACAGCAGUGGCCCGAGUGUUUGAACGGAGCAACGUGAACUCAGAGCCUGAGGAAGAGGAAGGAGGUCUGGAAGAUGAGGAUGGGGAUGAUGAAGUUGCAGAGGUGGCUGAGAAAGAGGCCCAGGCUCCUUCAAAGUAUUUUCAUGUGCAGAAAGUGGUUCGCCAGGACCCCAGAGCAGCACCCGUGUCCGGUCUGCUUCCAGCGCCGGCGCUCCCGCCGCGGGGACAGCAAGCUAAAGAAGACCAUACCAAAGAUGCUUCCAAGGCCCCACCUUCCGUCUCCACAGCUGGGCAGCCGAGCUGGAAUCUGGAUGAGCAGCUCAAGCAGAAUGGUGGUUUGGCCUGGAGUGAUGAUGCGGACGGAGGCCGGGGAAGAGAGAUCUCUCGAGAUUUUGCCAAGCUGUAUGAACUGGACGGUGAUCCGGAAAGGAAAGAGUUCCUGGAUGACCUCUUCGUCUUUAUGCAGAAGAGGGGGACUCCCAUCAACCGAAUCCCCAUCAUGGCCAAGCAGAUCCUGGACCUAUAUAUGCUGUAUAAGCUGGUGACGGAGAAGGGGGGCCUGGUGGAGAUCAUCAACAAAAAAAUCUGGCGGGAGAUCACCAAAGGCCUGAACCUGCCCACAUCGAUCACCAGCGCCGCCUUUACCCUGAGGACCCAGUACAUGAAGUAUCUCUAUGCCUACGAGUGUGAGAAAAAAGCCUUGAGCUCCCCGGCCGAGCUCCAGGCAGCCAUCGACGGCAACCGGCGGGAGGGCCGGCGGCCCAGCUACAGCUCCUCCCUCUUUGGCUACUCGCCUGCUGCUGCCACUGCUGCCACCGCCGGGGCCCCCGCCCUGCUCUCCCCACCCAAGAUCCGCUUCCCCAUCCUCGGGCUGGGCUCCAGCAGUGGCGCCAAUGCCAGCAGCCCUCGGAUAUCCCCAGCAACCACUCUCAGGAAAGGUCUGCAGGGGCCAGGGAGGGGGGGGGAGGAGGGAGGCAGGGAGGGAGUGGGAGAGCCCGUCGUCAGGUGCGAGGUCUGUGCAGCUCUGGUGCCUUUGCCAGGUGAUGGAGUCCCAGUGACGACGGUGCCUGUGCCAAACCGCCUGGCUGUGCCCGUGACCUUGGCAGGCCAGCAGGCCGGGCCCCGGACGGCCGCGCUGGAGCAGCUGCGGGAGCGGCUGGAGUCAGGGGAGCCCCCGGAGAAGAAGGCCUCCCGGCUGUCGGAGGAAGAGCAGCGCCUGGUGCAGCAGGCCUUCCAGCGCAGCCUGUUGAGCAUGGCGCGCCAGCUGCCCAUGAAGAUCAGGAUCAAUGGCAGGGAAGACAGAACAGAGGCCUCGGCCGCAGCGCUGAACCUGGCCACAGGCAGCAUCGGGAGCAUCAACAUGUCCGUGGACAUCGAUGGCACCACCUACGCAGGUGUGCUGUUUGCCCAGAAGCCCGUGGUCCACCUCAUCGCAGGGUCUGCCGCCCAGAGCAUGGGCGGCAGCGGCAGCGGCAGCUCUCACUGCUCAGCCAGUCCUACCUCGUCCCGGGGCACCCCCAGCGCCGAGCCCUCCACCAGCUGGUCCCUCUGAGGGGCAGGACCCAGCUCCCCGUGCCCCGCUCUCCUGUCGAGAGUGAAGGAGGUUGAUGCACAGAAUUUACCUCAUCUCACGGAGCCCACAUCAAACACCAUGUGGCCAGAUGUUGAGAGUUUGGACAUGUCCGUCUGUCCGGGCUCCGUUCGGGUCCUGCUGUACUCUGGGGACAGGGAGAGGCUGCAGGGGCAGGACAGGGCAGCGUUGUCCAAUCAGGGAUUGUGCUGGAGAACUGGGCGGGGUCUGUGGGCAGCCAGCUUCCUCCGGGGUUCCCAGGCCACCUCCCGUCCCGGGCACAGUGUAUCGACAAUCUGUAAGCCGGCACAGGGCUGGAGGCCCUCCAGAGCCCUUCCCCUUAAUUUAUUUCCCUUCCCCUGCUUUCUGCCAUGACCCUGGGGUCACUGGCCUCUUCCCCUGCUCAGCCCUUCAGUCUUUAACUCCCAUGUUGGGGCUGCUAGGGGCCAAGACAAUGCCUUCAUGGCCUUUCUCCGCUGAGCAUGGGAUGGGGCCCUCCUACCCACCUCACCUACCAUGUUUGGUUCCAGGGGUGUGGGUCCCUCAUAUUCAAGUCUUGAAGCUAUCCUCAGGGCCCCAUGUCCCUCUUUUAAUGGUCCCAAGAAAGGGCACAUGAGGGCAGUCCUCAGGCCCCAGAGCUUACUGGGUACCUGCUGAGGGAGAGGCAGAGCCUCAGGGGGCUGCCCAGGCAGGCCCUGGCACCCGCUUUCACACUGACCCUUUUCUGGCCCUCCCAGACCUCACGCUCUCACUCGCCCUUUUGGCCACCUCUCCCAGGAAUAGCCCACUUGUCCCUCGGGCCCUCCCUUCUCAUGGGGUCACCUCAGCCCCAGCAUCCCCAAACCUGCUGAUGUCAGGUUCAUUGAAAUACCUCAGAUUUGUAAUUGUUGAUGUUUGAUUCUUCAGGAAGUAUUUGCAUCUCAUAUCUUUUUUAUAUGUGUUUUGCUGACUUUUUUGUUUUUAAUUUUUAUUGUUGUUAUUGUAGCACCAAAGAAAUGAAAGCAGAUCACCCCUAAAGCCGAGCAAACCUUUGGUACCCCAGCCCCUCCGGCCCUUCGCUAAGACCCCAGUGACGAGGCGGGGAGGCAGGCAGGGCAGAUGACUCAGGGAUCACGGUGGCCAGGGAGGCGGUGAAGCGAGAGGCCCUUGCUCAUGCAGGUCAGGUCCAGAAACCACACGGUUCUGAAGAUGGUUCCUGACCCAUUUGCUGCCAGAGCAGGGCUGGUCCCACACCCCUACCCCCAGUUCCCCAGGGUGGGGACAGAAUGGCUCCCCUUCACUCAGCAUUGCCACCUCAGGGCAGGGGCAGGCCGGGGAGGCCCUGGGCCUUGUAGAGGCCUUGUAGAGCCGUCCCAGGGAUAAGGGGAUGCCGUGAGUUCCGUCCUCCCUUGGGCCCCUGGGCUGGAGCAGGCCGCUCCCGUGUUGGGAAGAUGGGGUGAUUGUCACACCAGGCUCAUCUCUGGUUGAGUCUGCCCUGCAGAGCUCACAGAACACCGCUCACUGUGACGUCAUCUGGCUGUGGUGGUGACAGGCCACGCUGGCAUGAGCUGUCACACAGCUAGCAUUCGGCCCUGUCUGUGAAAGGAAAGGGAAAUCAAAAGCUGGAGCACAAAACAGCUCCCUCAGCCUGGUAAGCUGCACUCUGCCGAACGCAUCUUCUCACUCCCUCCCCAGCCUUCCACACACUUACACACACACACACACACACACACACACAGCCCCACCCAGCGGGGUCUGACCCUCUUCUGGCCUCAGGAGCCUUCCCGCCUUACCCACCAGGUAAGCGCAGGCGGUGGGAAGAGAAGAGUGUCUGGGAUCCGGUGCCAGGAAGGGCCCGGUUGGCUGGCGCUGGGCCCACUUGAAAGUGUCGCAACAUUUGGCCAGUGUGUCUUUCUCAGGGGUUUGGUCACGAAGGAUGGACUCUUUUAGCCGGAGGACACAGGGACAGUGCACUGUGGCUUUCUGGUCAUUGGAUCCUCUCCCCUUCCCCAGGCAGCUUGCCCAGCCAGCUUUGCCCUCUCAGCAAACCCUUGCUGCCCUCGAGGACAACAGCAGGGUCUCAGCCCGGAAGCCCAAGAGUCAGGGAUGCCAGCAGGUGCCCCAGGAGCGGGGCCCUGGGCAAGAGAAGCUUUCCCUGAAGGUGCAGUCCUGAAGGCCACAGGGCAGGCAGUGGGCCGGGGCCGCUUCGUCCCCACCCCUCCCUCCCCUCCCCAUCUGUGUACUCUGACCAGGAAAAUGUGCUAGCACAUGGGUAGCCUAGGCAGUGGAUAAAUACCUCAGACGUCCUCUUGCAGCAAGUGUCUGUAUAUGUUGUGGUUAUUUUCUAUCUUACAUGUUCUCGAAUGUUUAUAUUUCAAUAAACCUCUACCUCUUCACACAA
Messenger RNA from Leopardus geoffroyi (Geoffroy's cat), 4390 nucleotides. RefSeq names its product AT-rich interaction domain 3B (gene ARID3B). Lineage: Eukaryota; Metazoa; Chordata; Mammalia; Carnivora; Felidae. Gene Ontology annotation, molecular function: DNA binding. The transcript is spliced from 8 exons. The coding region runs from base 214 to 1992 and encodes 592 amino acids. The record is from RefSeq and is a predicted model, not a curated record. Gene Ontology annotation, cellular component: nucleus. Gene Ontology annotation, biological process: regulation of transcription by RNA polymerase II.